Molecule: messenger RNA, 4227 nt
Organism: Dreissena polymorpha
Lineage: Eukaryota; Metazoa; Mollusca; Bivalvia; Myida; Dreissenidae
Product: motor neuron and pancreas homeobox protein 1-like
Exons: 3
Coding region: 895-2016 (373 amino acids)
Biological process (GO): regulation of DNA-templated transcription; neuron projection morphogenesis; spinal cord motor neuron cell fate specification
Cellular component (GO): nucleus
Molecular function (GO): sequence-specific double-stranded DNA binding; DNA-binding transcription factor activity, RNA polymerase II-specific
Source: RefSeq, a predicted model, not a curated record
CUGUGUUUAUAUUUAUUUCCGUUCACGCAGAGUUUAAUCCACCCAUUCCAUCACCAUGCAUCAUCCAUUUGUGCGUCAAUUAUUUCAAAAUAUUUCUCAAGAAACGUCUCGCCAGCAUCAACGAGUUUUGGUGAACUAAUGUGUCCAAUAUUUCGGAUGAGUCCAUCCGGAAAAUUAAUUGUAAAUGCUCGGAAAUUCGCGCAUUAUUUGCUCAAGCCCCCGAAAACUUGCAAAUCAGCUAAUGAAUUUUGCAGAGAAUUAAAAUUACCGUUAAAUCCCAAAAUGGUGGCAGAUUUUACGGAACCAUAUCUGCUAAUUAAUUGCGCGCCGCCAUUAAAUUCCUAUGACCCGCUGUAUGAACGUUUCCAGACCGUUUUCGAAACGCUUUAGACUUCUUUAAGAUGGAUAAUUUUCCUGUCGCGGAGUGGCUACUUGUAAAUUAGGAUAAAUUAUUUCAUUGGACGGGAUUGGGCGACGAUAUUUGCUAAAGAUUUGCGUUAUCUCUCGGAAGCUACAUAAUCGUGCAACCGCCAUCCAAUCAGUCACCGCCAUUUGAGAAAUAUUAAGAUUGACGAUAUUAAGUAAUCGGAAGGCAUCCAACGUAACUUUCAUUUCACAUCUUAAAACUUUAAGAAUCAAGAUAUAUUCUCGAGUUUAUAAAUAAUCGAGGACUUAUUUAUAACAAAAUGGUUUGUGAAUUAUAAGUGAAUAAUCUUAAAGACGAAGAAAGUGCCACAUACUGAGAAGGAAAAUCCGUGAUCUUUAUAUUAAUGUAUAAUAAGACCUUCUGUUUAAACCGUUGAAUGAAAUUAAAAGAGAUAUUUUCUUAAGUUGAAGUGUUAUUAACAUUAUAAGGAAAUAUUUAAUUACACGAAAACCUGUAAGAAAAAAGCUAUGAAGGGAUCAUUUAGCAUAGACUCGCUGUUAGCAAAAAAGACGGACGUCCGCUUAGCGUCCCCGGCCACAACGACGUCACCCAUGACGUCACCGCGAAUGUCAUCCAACGGAUCCAGCAAUCCUUCAACGCCCAGCCCCGAAGCUCGCCACUCGCCGGAACUUCUUCACGGCAAGCAUCACCUGCUGUUGAAGAGCGGCUUCAUCCCACGACCCGGUCUUCUGAGCUCUCAUCAGCAGAUGUUACUCCAGUCGAAUCCGCUGGCGCUGCAGAGUCUUCUCCAAGCGCAGUACCUGAGCGCGCUCAACGGUCACCACGUGGAUCAUCACCAUCACCACCACCACGCGGCCUCCCACGCGCAAGGCGUCCACGGGAGCCCUAACCACGGUCACUCUCACUCGCUGGCGCCGUCGCACGUUCACGGAAGUUCGUCGGCAUUCCACUCGCCCGGGGACCACGCAUUCAAGAUCGCCGCCGCGCAGAUGCACGCCGCGCAUGCGCAAGGCGGGCACGUGCAGCCAUACCUGAACGAGUGGAUGACACGUGGCGGAAUGCUGAUGUCCAGGAUGAUUGAUUAUUCAGCCCAAGCGCAGAACAGUCUUUUGGGAAAAACCCGUCGCCCCCGUACCGCGUUCACGAGCCAGCAGCUUCUCGAGUUGGAACGCCAGUUCAAGAUGAACAAGUACUUGUCCAGGCCGAAGAGAUUUGAGGUGGCGACCACCUUGAUGCUAACAGAGACCCAGGUGAAAAUCUGGUUCCAAAACAGACGAAUGAAAUGGAAGAGGAGUAAAAAGAACUUUACCACGUCACAGAAACCCCUUGACAACCAAUCGAAUCAAAACGAGGCUGGAGGGUCGGCCGAAAGCGAAACAGAAGACAUUGCGGAUAUGAACGAUGAUUCGGAUAUUGACAUUUCGGAUAACGAUGAAGUUGAUAUCGAACACGAGGAGAACGAAUCGAUCGGGAAGGAAAAUGAAAUGCGGAACUCCAACAGCGGCUGUGCUUCGACGUUAGAUCUGAGUUUAAGACGGUUUGAAAUGAGACAAGAUUCUUUACAAUACGUACCCGUGUCAAACUUUGCAGUUGAAAACAAACUUUUAAACGCGACGUCCGUGUCAUAAAAAAUGACACAUGUUGACGUUGAUGAAUGUGCAAUUAACGUUGGAAAAUAAGUAUAAAAAUGUUACUGUCGAUAGGCAAUUAUGUUCUGAGCAAGUUUGUUUUUAUUUCAAAAUUUAAUGAACAUGUAUUGGGCUAGUAUAUUUGCAAUAUGAACACUAUACAAAACACAUUACUUUGCAGACGAAGAGUUUUCAAAAUGACUCCGUGAAAUGUUUGUCUUAUUAUAGAUGGACAUAUUGUAUAUUUUACAUAUGACAUUUUUAUUUCAUUAUACAUUAUACUUAGUAUGUUGUCCUUCCAUCUGUAUCAGCUGUCUGUUAAUAAGCCUAAAGGGUUGUUUGUGUCCAAUCAACCGACCGACCAUAAUUGUUGUGUCGACCAUUAACGUUGUUUUUGGUAUUGAAGUUUCCAGUUCAGGUUUUACUAGAUUUGAUCAUAUUAAAUUAAUUCCUUCAUUUAUAAAAAUAUGUAAUAAAUUAUAAAGAAUAUUUAACAGACUUUUCAAAACUUUAUAGUCUUCUUACCUACCCUUUUUCAGAUGUAAGUGGAAAUAAUCAUUAUUUUAGUCUCGCAUAGGCUUAUCAGGGACGACACUUCCACCUAAACUGUAUUUUCGCCAUGGAGUAGACUAUUCUGGGACAACACUGUACACACAUGCAUUAAGCCCCUUUUCCCCAGAACGAGGCUCGUUUGUUUUCGCCUAUGCAUGCAAUUCCGUCAAAAGCAACCUAUACAAAUUUUCUCCAGCCAUUGACGGUCCAUUACGUAUUGAGCUGCCGAUCCUGAUAUACUGGAAAUGCUUUUGUAUGUAAUGCCAUUAUUUAUUCACUAUGUUUAUAUUACAUAAUUAUAAUAAAUGUUGGGCCAUGCUCUGUGAAAAAGGGGUUAAAUGCAUGUGCGUAAAGUGUCGUCCCAGCUUAGCCCGUGCAGUCCGCACAGGCUAAUCAGGGACAACACUUUCAGUUUUUUUUAAUAUAUUUUUCGUUUCAAGAAAGUUUCCUUUUAGCAAGAAUCAUGUUUAGGCGUAAAGUGUCGUCUCUGAUUAGCCUGUGUGGACUGCGCAGGCUUAUCAAGAACGACACUUUACGCACAUGCAUUAAACCCCCUCUUCACAGAGCACGCUCCAUAUGUAUGAUAUAAAAUUCCUUAAUGUCUGAUAACAAUUGCAAGUGAGAUACUUUUUGUAAAUAAUAAACUUUAUAAGGCAUCCACAAGUUGCCAUACCAUAUCACGAAAACAAUAGAAUUAAACAGAAAAUAGAACAGAAAAUAAUUGUAUUACACAUAAACUUUACAGUUUCUAGUGUUAAACAAAAUAAUUAUACAAAAUACAUGAAUAUAGUAAGUGGAUUUAGCAGACAUGUUAUAAAAUAGUAAAUGAUAAACUUUACAGAUGCUUGUACAAAACGCGUUUUAUAUCGCAUGUUAAACAGCGUAUCUAACUUCAUAUGGAACCUUUUUAAUACAUUAAUGUAUUUAUUAUCAUUUAGGUAAAACACGACUUGUAAUUUGGAGGAGCAUACUAUAAUACAUUGCGAAUCCAAACCACAUAAUAUUUAAGUAGCAACGGCACAAUUACGAAUUAUAAUUAUACUUAGUGUAUAUAUAUAAUAUAUAUCAGCAUAUUGUCUAUGAAACAACAAGCACCUCAAAUUAUUCAGUUUGUUAAGCGUUAUAGCUUUAUCAAGUAAAAUGAUGAUUAUUCAUAAACGAAAAUGUAUAAGACUACGUCUUUAUUGUUAUUUCCCUUCCUGAUGCACAGUCUAUUUUUUUUUGUUUGGAUCAGUAACAAAAGGUUCAAAUAAUGUAAGUAUGACAAUAUCUGAACAAGUGUAUUUAAGUUUAAAAUAAAAUAAAAUGUCUUUAACAAGUAAUAAAGGGAAACUGCUAUGUUUUAUUAUAAAGCAAAAUGCUAUAGGAUUUGACAUUGAAAAUUGUAUCUGAUUUGUUUUUGCAUUAAAUACAACUUAAGUUAUUAUUCCCCGUGGGCACGUUUGUAAAUUCCCGUUCUGCAGAUGAUGUCAAUGUUUUUUUUUUAACGCGAAUAAAUUAGUCUGUAAAAUACAGGCAUUUUUGUUGCAAAUGUAUGUUAAUGCACGUAUUUUUGAAUCAUUAAGUAAGUUUACAUCAUUAUUUUUGCAUGAAUUUUAUCACAACAAUACAUGCAUAUUUAAUGAAAAUUGCAAUAAAUAAAUAUGGACAUGAAAUAUU